Molecule: messenger RNA, 393 nt
Organism: Thlaspi arvense
Lineage: Eukaryota; Viridiplantae; Streptophyta; Magnoliopsida; Brassicales; Brassicaceae
Source: the annotation of a GenBank genome assembly
AUGGCCAGAACAACCGAGCUGGAGGGCCUAGUUAAAAUUUUGGAGGUCGAGAACCAAGCUUGGCAAAGAGCAGCGAUAGAAAACGAAGCAAUGGUCGUAUCCAUUAGGUGUUCGAUAAAACGCCUCAUGGAGAGCUCGUGCCUUGCUAGCGGGGCGGAAGACGCACGGUCCUGCUGCGGCGAAUCAGAACAGAACAAAGGAGGAGAGGAGGGAGACAGCGAAGAAAGAGCAAGAGAGAGAAAGAGGGUCUGCAAAAUCUGCGGGUCUCGGGGCUCGCGCGUGUUGUUGUUGCCCUGCAGGCACCUUUGCUCGUGCGAAGCUUGCCAGGGCUCCUUGUCUUCUUGCCCGGUCUGCGGGGUGGCGAAGAAGGCGAGCAUUGAGGUUCUCGUGUGA